AUGGCGACCAAAGAGAACGACCAGAAGCCAAAGCCGAGCAGUCUGCGGUCCAUCAUCGCUGGCUCGACAGCUGGAGCUGUUGAGAUCUCAAUCACUUAUCCUGCCGAAUUCGCGAAGACCAGAACCCAGCUCAACCGCCGAUUAGCGGACGGCAAGAAAUUACCAUGGCCUCCGUUCGGACGGGCGUGGUAUGCGGGAUGCACGACGUUGAUUAUUGGUAACUCGAUAAAGGCCGGCGUUCGUUUCGUCGCGUUCGAUGCUUUCAAGUCCCUCUUACAAGAUGAGAACGGAAAGAUAUCAGGCCCAAAGACUGUGAUAGCCGGGUUCGGUGCUGGAUUUACCGAGUCCCUCCUAGCAGUCACUCCGUUUGAGAGCAUCAAGACACAGCUCAUUGAUGAUAGGAAAUCUGCUAAACCACGAAUGCGAGGCUUUUUGCAUGGAAGUGCAGUUAUAUUCCGCGAGCGAGGCAUCCGAGGCUUCUUCCAAGGAUUUAUACCCACAACUGCGCGACAAGCAGCUAAUUCUGCGACGAGAUUUGGAAGUUAUACGACCAUAAAACAGUUUGCGCAGGGUUACAUAGCUCCCGGUGAGAAGCUUGGGACCCUGAGUACCUUUGCCAUUGGUGGAAUGGCUGGUCUUAUCACAGUGUAUGUGAAUCGAUAUUUUUAA
Molecule: messenger RNA, 669 nt
Organism: Trichophyton verrucosum HKI 0517
Lineage: Eukaryota; Fungi; Ascomycota; Eurotiomycetes; Onygenales; Arthrodermataceae
Exons: 6
Coding region: 1-669 (222 amino acids)
Biological process (GO): mitochondrial citrate transmembrane transport
Source: RefSeq, a predicted model, not a curated record